AUGCCGUCUACUUGCGCAGCAGCAUCCGACCAUCAGCAGCCCGUCCUGUUGCCAGUCGGAGCUGUCUGCGAGGUCGUCGAAGCAGGCAGCGGUACAUGGCAUCCAGCUACCAUCAUCUCACGUCGGUCGGGUAGCUCUUCCAAUCCACCGCCGGGAGCCGACACAGACAAUGUGCAAUAUUACAUCCAUCGGCAUGACCAGGACAAACGCAUGGAUGGCUGGGUCGACCACGCAUCCGUUCGGCCCUUAUCCGCCCCACAUCCUCUCGUCGAUCCGCAUUCGAAACCGCCGAGAGGCGCCAAUGGCAACAAUGAGCCUGUUCAGCGCACACCACAUUCAAUCGAAAAGGGCAAGAGAAAAGCCGACAACGAGCUCGAACAAGCACACGAUGAUGCAAGCCGUACUCCUUCUACUAGCCGACAGGCUUCUCCCGCGCUUCAAGAACGCAGCCUGAAACGCCGAGGAAGCCAGAGAGCAUCAUCAGACACACCAGCUUUGCGAAACAUCGAUCGAGUACUGUAUGGCAACUUUGACAUCAAGACGUGGUACUACAGCCCGUAUCCGUUUGACCAUGAUGACGAAGGGGGAGACGGGUUAGCUUCGCAUUCACCCUCUUCACAUGCAUCAUCAAGUCACGCAGCCAGCAAACGAUACCAAUCGCCCUCUUCUCUACGACUAGGAGGCGGCUCAGCCGCUACCUCCAGGCGAGGAGCACGUAAAGAUAGCCCCUCAAGUUCACUCGGUGGAGCUCUUUCCACAUCAGCACGAGAUGCCCCCGCCAUCAGAUCACUAUCAGCCGCCGGUGGUGCCGAAGUGGCCUCUCCGUCCGGUCGUCAAUCACCAGCCACAGCUUCGUCCACCUCUUCUCGAGCUCGCAAGGAAGCGGCAAUCGCACCCACCAAAAUGCUCUGGAUCUGCGACGGAUGCUUCAAAUACAUGAAAACCUACAACGGCUUCGCCCAUCAUCGCAAGUUUUGCCGCAACACCCAUCCUCCUGGUCGAAAAGUCUACCAACGAGGCGCACACAUCAUUUGGGAAGUCGAUGGUGCUGCUCAGAAGCUCUACUGCCAGAAUCUUUCUCUGUUCGGGAAGCUAUUCAUCGAUCACAAAACGAUCUACUUUGACGUCGAACCGUUCCUCUUCUACGUGCUGACCGAUGCAGCGAACGCUAGCUUUGACCAUCCGUUGGGCUUCUUCUCGAAAGAAAAGGUCUCGUAUGAUGAUUACAAUUUGGCUUGUAUCGUUACUUUCCCUCCAUUUCAGAGGAAGAGCUUUGGCACGCUGAUGAUCGAGUUCUCGUACUACUUGUCAGCGAGGGAUGGGAUGUUAGGUACUCCGGAAAGGCCGCUGUCGGAUCUAGGGUUGAAGGGGUAUUUGUCGUUCUGGACAGCGGUGUCGUUCAGGGCGCUAAUAUGUUGCUUUGAAGGGCCAUUGCGUCUAGCAAUCGGUAGUACUGCGAAGCAGAGGAGAAUGUCUUCUGCUCCGAAGCCAGGCGAUGCUGCGGCAGAUGCGGCUGGAGUGACAGAUUCAAAGGCAAAGGCCGAGGACGCACUGCGGAAGUGGCAUAUCCUGCUUCAACGAUCUAAGCUGUUGGACAUUCCGCUGGACUCGAUCUCGCUUCAGGCUGGAUUUGCAGAGCUGCAAAAGCUGGCUUCUGAGGCAGAGGCUACAGACGCUCUCGACGGUCCAGUUUCGGGCUCGUCAGCUGCGGCAAAGAAGAGAAAGCUCAGGCUGAAAGGAUGGGCCGGUAGCACACCUCAACGUGUUCUUUGCCAGCCAUCUGCCGCUAAUCAGACCGGGGCAGGCCCAGCAGCAGCAGACGGAAUGGCAAGACGCUCCUCUCGAGUUGCCGCAAAUGGAGGAUCAGAGAAAGGAGAGGACGUUCACCCUGCACUGGACAUCUCAAAGCUCGAGGAAGAACCAUGCACAAUGACAGUGACAGUGGAAGCUCUUUCCCGACUCACAAAUCUGCGAGCCGACGAUAUUGUUUUAGCCCUCACAGAGGCAGGAUUAGUGGAUGCGUCCACCACGCCUUACCUCCCCACCACAGACGAGACUGUUUCGUUGCUACAAAGCGGAUCAGACGCCACUUCGUCCAAAAGCUCGACUCGAACAAACGGUGAUUCUUCACGAAAAGAAAAGCUAGCAUUACUCCUCACGCGAGACGCAAUCCGCGAAGCAAUCACACGCUUCAACAUACGUCCUGCAGUCCUCGACGAAUCUUUCAUCCUCAUCUGA
Messenger RNA from Ustilago hordei, 2238 nucleotides. RefSeq lists its product as uncharacterized. Gene Ontology annotation, biological process: regulation of DNA-templated transcription. Gene Ontology annotation, molecular function: histone acetyltransferase activity. Bases 1 to 2238 code for a protein of 745 amino acids. The transcript has a single exon. Lineage: Eukaryota; Fungi; Basidiomycota; Ustilaginomycetes; Ustilaginales; Ustilaginaceae. The record is from RefSeq and is a predicted model, not a curated record.